This is a messenger RNA of Wallemia ichthyophaga EXF-994, 3444 nucleotides long. Its product is annotated as Pumilio domain-containing protein C56F2.08c. The transcript is spliced from 3 exons. Gene Ontology annotation, molecular function: RNA binding. Bases 1 to 3444 code for a protein of 1147 amino acids. The record is from RefSeq and is a predicted model, not a curated record. NCBI's taxonomy places the organism in Eukaryota, Fungi, Basidiomycota, Wallemiomycetes, Wallemiales, Wallemiaceae.
AUGUCAUCGAGCAACUCAAACUCAAAUUCCAAUCAAAAUCUACAAUAUCUUUCAAAGCGGGCGUUGCAGAUUCAGCAUGAUGAAGGUGUCGCUGCUAUUCCCAACAAACCUUCCCCUGCCAACACACCACCCGUAAGACGAGCUAGAGCUGGUACUCUGCCUUCAAAUCUAUCCAGUAUUCCUAAUUAUCCCACUCAAUUCAACCAACCUCCCCCUUUAAAUCUUUCAAAAGCUGGUCUUUCUCCCGCAGCGAUUGAAUCACUUGACUACGCUUCCAAUCCACAGAAACCUGGUUUAAGGCACUCUCAUUCUUCUGCUUUAAACUUUGAAAAGUCUCCAAGGCUUAGAUCUGGCUCACUUACCCUACCCCCUUCUUCCCCCUCGGUUCAAAGACUCGCUGAUCCUUUCGGUAGCAGAUUCUUCUACUCGAGGUCAAAUUCACAAAUUGGCGCCAUCGGUGAUGAGCUCAAGUCUUCUGACUUGCCCUCUGAAGACGCUUGUCUGCGUACCCUUGAUUACCUCGGCCUUGAUGACCCUCCUUCAACUCCAUCCUCCCCACAUACAAAUCAUUCAAAUCCUUCUUUAUCGAUACCAAAGCCUUCUCAUAUCUCUCUAAAUUCACCAACAAGAUCAAGAGCGUACACUCUCUCCACUUCAAAAGCUGCUGAUCCUUUCAAAACAUCUUCAUCCACCUCAUCACCUUCAUGUCAACCUCCUAACGAUCAUUUACACCCAGAUUCUGCUUCUUUGGUUAAUAACUCCAAUCUUAACGAUUACCAAUCUUUCUUGAAAGAUCCUCAAGAUCCUCUCUUUAAUAGCUUCAACAACCCCUCUUACAACUCCAACUCCACUCAAUCUUCACGCCCACGCGCUAUCUCUAUGGGCAUUCUCGAUGAACCUGACGUCAUCAGAGCUCCUGCAAGAUCUGGUGUGCCUUUCCCUGACUCUUCUCAUCCACAUCCACUCCAACAAUCCUUCAACUCUUAUGACUUGGAAAUGUCUCACCUCGAUGACCCCUAUAGUUCCCUCAAUCAGGUUCACACUCAGCAAGUUCCAACCAGAUCUCUCUGGAUUGGUGGUUUAGAUCCACGCACCACCGCCCAAGAGCUCAUGCACGUCUUUGCACCUUACGGUGCAAUUGAAAGUUUACGCUUGUUAACGGAUAAGGAAUGUGGUUUCGUUAAUUUCGUAGAAAAAUCAGAUGCUCUCAGAGCUAGAGAUGAUGUAAUGCACAGAUUAGCCGGUAGAAUACCCAUCUCUACAACCAAUGGCGGUGCAAACUCCUCAACACCUGUUAGAAUAGGUUUUGGUAAGAUUGACUCACCUCAAAAUCCUCCUUCAACCUCCUCGCUUUUGAACUCAACCAACAAUUCCACCCUCUCAGUUCCAAACAGUGUACCAAAUCAGAUCAAUUUCGACGGUACAACAGAGCAACCAACGCGUGCACUCUGGCUAGGCUCCAUCCCAAGCACCACAACUCCAGCCACAUUACUUGCACUGUUUGGGCCAUUUGGACCAAUCGAAUCAGCACGCGUUCUCACUCACAAAAAUUGCGGGUUCGUUAACUACGAAAGACUCGACGAUGCUGUUCGCGCGAGGAAGUCACUCAAUGGCCGCGAACUUCUCGGUCCUGAGAUUGGUGCUGUCAGAGUCGGCUUUGCUAAAGUGCCUGUUAAGUCGACUGGAAUUGAUGAUAGUGCAAAUACAAUCAUAUUCCCAUCAUCCGCCUCAGCUCCAAAUGGUGGUCACCCACAGGCUCUCGCUAAUUCAUUGAUCGGUGUUCAAGGCGUUUCUGACAUACCUGUUGAACAACAAAUAGCUUCUGGACAGACGGAAAACUACAGAUCAAAUCUUAUGAUGAAUUUACUUCAGAAUGGUACAAAGGAGAGCGUCGUCAACUCUCUCUCACCGAAAUUAGAAAAGGUCGAUCCAGAUGAAAGACCUAGUGUAAAUGAUCAGCAGAUGAUCAUGUCAAUCCUCAGCGGUGGAAAUCAAGACGACAUUAGAUCAGUCUCAGAUCUUAGACCAGCAGCUACUUAUUACACUUCUAUACCACCAAUACUACCAGCUGUUAAUGGUAUUGAUAACCAGCCAAUCCGCAAAUUUGAUUCAUCCAAGUUGCGCGAAUUGAGAAAGAGGCUUGAAAAUCAAGACGGAAGUAAUUCCGAUAAGAGAAGAAGCAGUGCCGAUGAAAUGAAUGACGAGUAUUACGAUGACGAGAAUGGUCAAUUCCCAUUUUCUGAAGAUCCAGAAAUUUUGGCUACAAGACCAAUGUCUGAAGGUGGACUUAUUGAUAACAUAGUCGAUCUUGCUAGUGACUACAUUGGUAACACGAUCAUUCAGAAAUUAUUUGAAGUUUGUACACUUCAAGCCAAAAUGUGUAUGCUGAAUGAUCUUGCACCUCACUUAGCUAUGAUUGGAUGUCACAAGAAUGGAACAUGGGCAGCUCAAAAGAUAAUUGAUUGUGCUUCAACUGCUGAGGAGAUCAAUUUGAUAGUACAGCACAUUAGACCAUACGCACCACCUUUGUUGUUGGACCAGUUUGGAAAUUACGUAGUUCAGUGCUGUCUUAGAUUUGGACCACCAGCAAAUGACUUUAUUUUUGAUGCAAUGUGUGAUAGAAUAUGGGAUAUAGCACAAGGACGCUUUGGAGCUCGUUCUAUGAGGGCGAUAUUAGAGAGCUCGCAUAUCACAUUACGUCAACAGAAACGCUUAGCAAUAUCAAUAAUACUAAAUUCGAUUCCACUAGCAACAAAUCCAAAUGGGGCGUUACUGUUGACUUGGUUGCUGGACACUUCAAAUUUACCAGGUAGAUAUGGGUUACUUGCACCUAGAUUUACACCACAUGCAGCGCACCUGAUUACGCACAAAUUGGCAUCAUUGACAGUGUUAAGGUUGGUAAAUCAAAAGCUAGAUAGAGAAGCAACGAAUAGUUUAUUAGAAGCAAUCUUUGAAAGUCCAAGUGAUGGAGUUUUGUUUGACGCGUUGAUGGAUCCAGCGCAGGGAGUAUCAGUAAUAACUAAAUUGAUAGUAUCACAGACGAUUGACGAGUAUAAGAGACAGGAGUAUAUGGAAGCAAUCAAACGAGUACUAACGAAUGGAAAUGUAAAAAUAACAAACCCAGCCGCAUACAGGAGGUUAUUGGAUGAGAUCAAUAUGCCUAUGAACAAGCUAAAUAUAAUGCAACCGCUACCGGGGACAACAGGUGGCAGUGGGAGUGGGAGUACAGGUGGAACACCACCAACAACGACAUUUUCACCACAAUUGCAACCAAUGCAGCCCAUUUAUGGUGGAAUGACGCCACCUGCGAGUCUAAUGAAUCUACAACUACAAGCACAUGCGCAAGCCCAAGCACAAGCAGCGGUGUUAGGACAUGGAUCGCCACCAGUGCCUGAGCAGAUACUUAGAGGCUCAACAGGAAACCCAUUCAACGCAUUUAGAUAG